Molecule: messenger RNA, 1830 nt
Organism: Melitaea cinxia (Glanville fritillary)
Lineage: Eukaryota; Metazoa; Arthropoda; Insecta; Lepidoptera; Nymphalidae
Product: glucose dehydrogenase [FAD, quinone]-like
Exons: 3
Coding region: 1-1830 (609 amino acids)
Molecular function (GO): flavin adenine dinucleotide binding; oxidoreductase activity, acting on CH-OH group of donors
Source: RefSeq, a predicted model, not a curated record
AUGUGGUUCAUAUGGGCUCAUUUUCAAGUGAAGAUCCUUGUGCCAGUCCUCACGUUCGUCCAGAUCGCUGUUCUCAUAAUAACAUCGAGUCUGUAUCCACAGAAUUACCCAAAGAACGCGAAUGUUAUAGAUGGUCAAAGUUUCGACUUCGUGAUCGUGGGCGGAGGUUCAGCGGGCUGCGUAGUCGCCAACCGGCUCACAGAAGUUCGCAACUGGAGCGUGCUCCUCAUCGAGGCUGGAGAUGAUCCUCCAUAUGUAUCAGAAAUCCCAGGUGUAUCUGUGUUGCUUGGUGCAACAUUACCCGAUUGGGGAUACUACACGACAGACGAUGGCUAUUCCGGGCAGACGCAUAAGCGGAAGAAAAUCCACACCAUUCAAGGAAAAAGCCUCGGAGGUUCUAGCAGUGUCAAUUACAUGUACUACGUGAAAGGAAAUGAGGAAGACUACCAAGAUUGGGUGGAACGAGGGAAUACAGGAUGGGAUUGGAUUACAGUUAUCAAAUAUUUCAUAAAAAUCGAACGAUCAAACACAAAAUCAGAUUCUAACAGUUACCUUAGUGUAUCACAACCACUGUGGGAACAUGAAACCAAAGAAUAUUUUAGUGCAUUUAAAGAAAAGGGGCACAACAUCUUAGCUGACACAAACGGCUUCAAUCGGCUUGGGUAUUAUGUACCAAGCUUCACGAUCGAUAGUCAAAAACAUCGCCGCCAAAGCUCGUCACUAGCAUACAUAAAACCAAUCAUGAACAGAUCAAAUUUACAUAUACUUAAAAAAACAGUUGCCACCAAAAUAAUUUUGGACAGCAAUAAAAAAGCUAUUGCCGUAGAAGUUAAUGAAAAUAAUGUUAAAAAAAGAAUAUUUGCAAAAAACGAAAUCAUAAUUUCCGCUGGUUCUUUAAAUAGCCCUAAAUUAUUAAUGCUAUCAGGAAUUGGGCCAAAAGAACAUUUAGAAGAAGUUAACAUUGAAACUCGGGUUGAUAUUCCUAAUGUUGGCUAUAAUUUGCAAGAUCACAUGUUAGUCCCUCUUCUUUUAACAAGCAGAAAUGAUUCGAAAUUUUUCAUGGACAAUUUUAGAGUUUUGACUCAAGUUGACCAUCUACCUGUUGCUACUAUAAUGGGUUUAGUGGCGUUAGACAAGGACCAAAAAUUUCCAGACUACCAAGUUACGGCGAUUCCCAUCAAAAGCGGUUCUUUAUUACCAGCGCUGAUAUGUUCCCAAGUAUUCGAAUGGAAUGAUGAAAUUUGUAUCGCUAUGGCAAACUCCACAACCCAUCGAGAUAUCUUAUUCACAUUGAUAUCUUUUCUCCACCCUAAAUCGAGAGGAACUGUCCAACUCAAAACUAAUAAUCCAGACAAUGGACCAAUGAUUAACGCUGGAUAUUUUUCAAACAACGAUGACUUGAGGAAAUUUGCAAAAAGCGUUAAAGACUUCACUGAUAUUACAAGCACAAAAUAUUUUAAAGAUAUAAAUUCAGAAAUUAUUGAUUUAAACGUUAAAGAGUGUGAGAAAACUAAAUUUGGUAGCGAAGAAUACUGGGAAUGUUAUGUUUUGAAUUUGGCAGCGUCACAAUUUCAUUAUUCAGGAACAUGCGCAAUGGGUCCUGAUGGAGAAGGCGUGGUAGACGAAAAAUUAAGAGUCAGAGGCGUUAAAGGUUUAAGAGUAGUCGAUGCGAGUAUAAUGCCAACAAUAAUAAGCGGUAAUACAUACGCUUCAGUUUUGAUGAUUGCUGAAAAAGCAUCCGAUAUGAUUAAAAGUGAUAAUGUCUUACGUGACCAAUGUAGUGAUAAGAGUGAAGUACAACAUUUUGAUGCCUGUGCGAAAAGAGUUUAA